Molecule: messenger RNA, 2082 nt
Organism: Setaria italica (foxtail millet)
Lineage: Eukaryota; Viridiplantae; Streptophyta; Magnoliopsida; Poales; Poaceae
Product: E3 ubiquitin-protein ligase RING1
Exons: 1
Coding region: 676-1647 (323 amino acids)
Biological process (GO): protein ubiquitination
Source: RefSeq, a predicted model, not a curated record
AUGUGACAGGUGUUAAACUUUAACACAUGGUUGCCAAACAGGCCCUAAGAGAAGCUCUUGGAGGCAUCACUGCUCCCCAAAUGUUCCCCAAAUGUUUUACCUUUUCCAGUUAUGCGAUCAUGUGAAACUCUUCCGUUGGAGCUCAGAAUGAUUGACACAAAGCUAUUCUCUCCACCGUAUAUGCUGUGUGCAGCCACAAGUUGCACCUGAAACUGGUUUGCCUUGUUCCUUUCCCCUGCAAAUUGUGACUUUGUGAGGCUGCAGAGUCGCCUUCCCUGUGGCCCGCCGGACGCCGGCCGCCCACGCCCAACAACUCCCGCAACAUCUCAAGACAAAGCCCCGCCUACGCCAGUCACCGCUGCCUCUCUCUUCGCCAACCGAAAGCGCCAGCCGCCUUCUCCGUCAGCCAGUACUCAGUCCAGACUCCAGGCACCAAAGUCACGCGAUGUGACGCCACCGCGCGUUCCCGCGGCACAAGUUUUUUCCACGCGCACCGCGUCGGUUUAGUUUGGUGUCAGCGACCGGCUCGCGAACAAGCCAUCUUUACCUCACGGCUCCUUCCCAUCCGCCGCGGCGUACCCGUCUCCUCCUCCUCCUCCUCCCACUCCGGCAUCCGCGAGCCUCGCCGGAGGUACCGUUCACCGUCCUCCAGCCUGAUCCAGACCGACCGCCUCGAUGCCUCCGCCUGAUCUUCCACCCCCAUCGCUUUACCCACCAUCUCCUCCUCCCUCCUCCGCGGCUUCCCACGGCCAGAGCACCUUCGUCACCGCUCUCAUCAUCGCCGGCUCGGUGAUCGCCGUCCUCGUCUUCUUCCUCUCCGUCUUCCUCUUCGUACGCCGCAGGCGGCAGCAGCGGCGGCAGCGAGAGGCGCUUCUCGAAGCCGCCCUGGCCCCAGCGGCGCUGCCCGCCACACCCCCCGGCGACGACGGCGGCCCCGAUCCCCCCGGGGAGGAGGAAGUCGUGCACCACGCGUGGCACAUCCGGACCGUGGGGCUCGACGAGGCGGCGAUCGAGUCCAUCGCGCUCACGCGGUACCGCGCCGGCGGUGCGCUCGGCGCAUCCGACUGCACCGUCUGCCUCGGCGAGUUCCAGGACGGCGAGCUCCUCCGGCUGCUGCCCAAGUGCGCCCACGCGUUCCACGUCCAGUGCAUCGACACCUGGCUCCGCGCCCACGUCAGCUGCCCGCUCUGCCGCGCCAACGUGAUGGACCCCGCCGCCGCCGCCGCAGAGCAACCCGACCCAACACAUCCUGCUCCCGGCGCCGACGCCGACGCCGAACAAGAACAGGACGCGGGGAACACCGGAGCCCCGGAACACGAGCAGCCAGGCCAGCACGCGAACGGGCAACCGGACAUCUCGUCGGAGCAACCGCGCCAGCGCCCCGGCCCGCGGGGGCGGAACUUUCGGCGCGUGGCUUCCAUGGACUCGCCGCCGUCGCCGAUAGCGUCAGCCGGGGAGGCCCCUGACCCUGGACACGAGCAGGCCGGUGGCGAGAAGCAGGGGACAGGCAGCGCUGUUUGCUGCGAGGUGUCACCAGGAUCUGACCAUCUGAACCGCGCCGCCAUGAAGAGGUCGUUGUCCGCCGGCAGCCGGUGGACGCUGCUCUCGCGGCCUUGCCGCUCGCGCAGCUCUCUUCUGCCGUUGUGAUGGUGCGGAGAUCUCCAUCUGCUGCGUGAUGAUGGAGUUUUUGCGCUUGUUCUUGAAUACUCUACAGUUUGCAGGUGAGCAGAGGGUUCACUACACUCUGCAUUACAGGCACGGAAAAAGGAGACUCUCGCCGGAGAAUCACUUGUAUAGUGCUCGUUUUUCCGAGACUUGGUAUUAUGGUGUUCAGCUUGUUCUUUGCAAGAUUCAGAGGAAUGUCUCGAUCGUGUCCUUUGAAGUGUUGGAGCAAUUGCUAGGCCAUAACAAAUCCUCUCUUCAUGAUAGUGCUGUAUAGAAAUCGGAAUGUUCCUGGUGCCGUCAUUUCUAACUGAAAUUUCAUGUACGCAUAUGAGGCUAUCUAUCUAUAUUUCUUUUCUCAUAUUUUGUACGGCAGGCUCAAGACAUUUUUCUGUUAAGUUCCGACCAAUUUCGAAAAUA